UGUUUCUUUCUACCUUCAGGUCGGUUAAUAUUCCUUGGCCUCAUCUUAAAUGGUGUCAAUGGCAAUUAUGUCUGUCAAGAUGGGACCGCCAUUCCAUCGCAUUUCCACAAGAUUAGAGAUCAAUACGUUUGGGCGUCUGGAGGAAACCGUAUAUCUUCUUACGAGGACAGCAUGAACCUUUGUCAAGUUGCAGGAGCUCAUCAGCUCCUUCAUAUGCAACGUUUCCAGGCCUCGGAUAUUGAUCAGUUGAAGACAGUGACCACUCAUACGAACGAGGACACCUUUGUGAUCGGGAUUCAAAAUUUAUAUGCCAAAGAGUGUAAAAAUGCCGAAUGCAAUGUUGAACUGUUUUGGGAUGAUGGAACUCCUUUUAACUUCAAUGGUUCAUCUAUCAAUGAGGUGACGGCGGACUCUGGGAUGGAGUGUUUUCGGUUAAACAUCAAAAGAUCUAAAAUGAAAACAAGGCCUUGCUCUGUUUUGGGAGGUGGCAUUCUUUGUGAAUACGUCUGCUCAGGCAAUUCUACUCGCGAGAAAGUGAAUUGUGGAACUGAACCCAUUCCUAUGGAAUAUUACAAAGUGAGGGACAAAUUCUACAAAUUGAUGUCAACGCCCAAUACAGAUUGGUCUCAAGCUAACACACUUUGCUCCGCACAAGUUGGAUCCCAUUUGCCCAUCAUAAAAGAUGGUGCAGAUUUGUCGACACUUAGGAACGCCUUCCAAUUCAUAACGGAUCUGGAAAUUCCUAUUGGUUUACAUGGUCCCUCUAGUGUCACAUGUAUUAACUUGGAGUGCUUUGAAGUACUUCAAUGGACUGAUUUGGAAUAUUUUGAGAGCUCUCAAGUCUUCACUUCGGUGUCAUUUUUACCCACUUCAGCAUCACCCCAUAAUCCAGACUCACAAUUAAUGGUUGGCCUGAAGCUAAACAAGAGUGGCGGGUUGACAGAAAUGCAAAACAUGGUGGACAACAUAAUUUGUGAAUUCACUUGCACCAUUUCAUCGACCACUAAAACCACAACUCAAACACCCACCACCAUCACCACAACAACAACAACAAGUGGUAAAACGCCGGAAGAACCAUGGUCCUCGCCAGGUUUAAUCACGUCGAGUUCAGUGACUGUCAAACUACCAGAUCCGAUGGUUUCCGCUUAUAAAGAGUGGAUUGAGAUCAUGGAUAUGAGCGCAGGGAUAACAAACUGCAAAGUGGUUUGCCAGAAAUUUUGCCAAAAAGGCAUUAACUUAUGUUUCGGCGCCAGAGGAGGUGGGUAUGGUGGAUCCAUUUUGAGUCAUUGUCUUUGCCGAAUGAGCUCUAUUCGUCGGUUCCCCGGCCAAAUUUGCGGCCCGCAAAUGAUGAGCUGCGCCCGAAAAUAUGACCCGAUCAAUCCUAAAGUCAAACCACCCAUUGGGAUCUGGGUCGAUGGGCUAAACACCGAGAGCUUGCCAAUUACGUGAAGCCGAAGUUACGUUUAACCAAAAAUGGCCCGUCAUUGCGUUCUUAUGCUGCACGAAAUGUGUUUAGCGUUCUGCACUUCAGAGGGUUCUUUGCCAGUCAGCCUUUAUCAAAUAAAGGGCCGAUUAGGCUGAUUGCUUUUUAUUGAA
Molecule: messenger RNA, 1596 nt
Organism: Tigriopus californicus
Lineage: Eukaryota; Metazoa; Arthropoda; Copepoda; Harpacticoida; Harpacticidae
Exons: 5
Coding region: 172-1449 (425 amino acids)
Source: RefSeq, a predicted model, not a curated record